AUUAAAUCGCUUUUCCGAUUGUAGCACUGCGAUUGUAGCAUAGCAAUAGGACGAUUAACGUUUCAAUGAAUAGAAUAGACAACGUUGUUACUGAAGAUUUACUUCUUGGUAGAUUUUUACCUGCCAAACAAAUGCAUGAUUAGUUAGUUAUUGUUAAUACCUAGAAUCGCGAAAAAAGAUUUUAAGAUAUUAAGAACCACGAAAUUAGUCGAAUUUGCAUUUGAAUAAUUAUAAUAAGACUGACAAGGCACUUCUUCACAUGUUUUUAAUCAGCGAAGUAAAAUUCACGUUAUUAUUUAACAUUGCGUAAAGUAUUCUUUGUAUUACCAAAAAAUUCGUUUCUACAACGUAACAUAAGCAAAAAGAUUUUUUCCUUUGUUCAGAAUUGUCAAUGAAACAUGCGGGAGAAAGUACAAAUGCAAAUCCGGAGAUUCCCCACCCCCUCAAUUCUUAUUCGUUAAAGCGUGAUUGACUGCUGGAAGGGUGAUACGUAUGUACACGCGAGGAAUAUAUCGAAAAUGGUUCAUCAUUGCGAAUUUAACGAGGUAAUUGUGUCGGGCCGCGCAAAAGUGACAUGGAAGGGCAUAUUUCACUGCGUCGCCACCAUCGAACGCGAACGAUCUGUAACAAUGUGUAUUAAAUGACCUGCACCAAGUACCAUAUGCGAUCGCACUUAUUUUCGCUUAACUGCAACUCCUCUCGUAUUCCAGUCUUUAAUUCUUGACGCGAGACGUAACGCGCUUUCCUGCACAUUUCGGUUGUGCGUUUGAGUUGCCACAAGUGAGCGCUUUAUCAGCUCUACUAACUGAUCUAAAAAUGAUGAUGAAAAAUCGUAAACAGCAUGGAAGAUGAAUCAUCCGGAAGUAGCGGAUACGGUACUUGAAUUGAUGGAUAAGCGGUCCAUAGAUUUGAUAGAAAUAAUAGCGCGGUCACGCCGUGUCAAAGGAAUAACCAGUGCACAUGCAUAGCGCCCGACAAUAUAUCUGCAUAUAAGUCUGUAAUAGAUACGAGAGGACACUGGGGGAGUAAUGAGUAGGUGACUGUCAGUUACAUCGGAGUUCCGUGUGAUCGACGAACGUUGCAGCAGGCGAUUAUCAUGUCACGCUUCAUGGUGCUGCUGAUUCUGCUGGGUAUACUGUUGCUCAAUUGCCAAGAGACACUCGCUCGAAGAGGACGAGGAAGGAGCAGGAGCAAGUCCCGCGUGCAAAUUGGAUUGCCCAUCACCGGGAAGUACCGUGAUCCAGAAAGCGAUCAGUAUUACAACAAUAACAACGGUGCCAAAAUAUUGCUCGCGUCGCACUUCGAUCUGGAAUACGUGCUGGGGCACAAAAUAGCUUUUCUCUGCGUCGCUCGUGGCAAUCCGCGACCGCACAUUACGUGGUUCAAGGAUGGCACCGAGAUUUACACCCACAACUAUCUGCAUAUACACGAAUGGCAAAAUGGACCUGACAAGGUGAAGUCGAAACUCGAAAUCGAUCCGGCCACUCAGAUGGACGCGGGGGUCUACGAGUGCACAGCGGACAAUAUGUACAGCAUCGAUCGGAGGUCUUUCAAGACUGACUUCUCCAUCGCUUUCGAUUAGUAUGCGAGUAUCCGAGAGCCCCGAGACAAAUACAUAAUUUAGGUGAAGUACGUAAAGUAGGUAAAACCUACGUAACGUAGAUAAACCGUGUGUUGAAUCUCGUGUAAAAUCUCUACGAUAGAGACCAUAAAACUGAACCGUAGAAUCUGAGAAGACGAUUUAGAACAUGAAAUGUAUUGUAAUCGCAUUGUAAUGUGCAGAAAGAUACUAAAUUGCUUUAACUAAAGAAUCUUUCUUGAUCCUGU
This is a messenger RNA of Ooceraea biroi (clonal raider ant), 1827 nucleotides long. Its product is annotated as immunoglobulin domain-containing protein oig-4. Gene Ontology annotation, molecular function: axon guidance receptor activity. Lineage: Eukaryota; Metazoa; Arthropoda; Insecta; Hymenoptera; Formicidae. The record is from RefSeq and is a predicted model, not a curated record. Gene Ontology annotation, cellular component: axon; neuronal cell body; plasma membrane. Gene Ontology annotation, biological process: homophilic cell-cell adhesion; synapse organization.